This is a messenger RNA of Andrographis paniculata, 3269 nucleotides long. RefSeq lists its product as uncharacterized. The record is from RefSeq and is a predicted model, not a curated record. NCBI's taxonomy places the organism in Eukaryota, Viridiplantae, Streptophyta, Magnoliopsida, Lamiales, Acanthaceae. Gene Ontology annotation, molecular function: beta-glucosidase activity; glucosylceramidase activity. Gene Ontology annotation, cellular component: membrane. Gene Ontology annotation, biological process: glucosylceramide catabolic process; carbohydrate metabolic process. The transcript has 18 exons. Bases 326 to 3172 code for a protein of 948 amino acids.
UUUUCCAAAAAUAGAAAAGAUUGUGCGAGGAAGACACCGCACCGCAGCACACCAGGCAUGACUCUGAGAGCGAAAUUCGAUGUUCUGAGACCACCACCGCCUCUAGAGCCUCUGCCUGCCGUUUUACAUUCUUGAACAAGAAGAAGAACCAUCGAAAAUACUAGGAGCAAAGCAGUUCGAUUGCAUUCCCCUCAGAAUCAGACGCCACCAUUAUUCACGGUUGCUUUGCCUUGUUUUAUGGAGGGAUUAGUUAGCAGCUUAGCUUUGAAGAUUGAGGAGAUGAAUGGCUACGUUUCGCGAUCGUCGAGAGUUCUGUGAAUAAUUGAUGAAAAAAAACAGUCCAGUGCUGAAUACCUGCGAAAUGGUGACCGGUGAUUUGUUUCAUUUCAGAAAGGAUUCGUGGCCUCCUGAAGAGUACGUAAAUCGAUCGACUCUGCAGCUGUUGAAUGCAGACAAUGCUGCCCCUCCUGAAUAUGCAUGGCGAAGGAAAUUAAAUAGCGAUGCUAGUGUUCUUAAGGAGUUUAGUAUUACAUUUACAGAAGCUAUAAAAAUGGUCACUCUCGGAAUACGCCUGUGGCAUUAUGUACGGGAAGAAGCAUCUCAAGGAAGGAGAGCACCAAUAGAUCCUUUUACUCGAGAAAGUUGCAAACCCUCUGCAUCCCAAGGUGUUCCUCUUGGGGGAAUGGGAAGUGGGAGCAUAUCCAGAGGUUUCAGAGGGGAAUUUCAGCAUUUCCAAAUACUUCCAGGGACAUGUGAGGCUUCGCCUGUGAUGGCCAAUCAAUUCUCUAUUUUCAUAUCUCGAGAUGGAGGGAACAAAAAAUAUGCAUCAGUCCUUGCUCCCGGCCAGCAUGAAGGCUUAGGUUUUGACAGGAAGUCUAGUGAUGAUCAAGGUAUAACAUCGUGGGGAUGGAAUUUAGGUGGCCAGCAUUCCACAUACCAUGCUCUCUUUCCCAGGGCAUGGACUGUAUAUGAUGGCGAGCCAGAUCCAGAGUUGAAAAUAUCUUGUCGACAGAUAUCACCCUUUAUACCACAUAAUUAUCAAGACAGCAGUCUUCCAACAGCUGUAUUUGUUUACACUUUGGCAAAUACGGGAAAGGAUAGGGCAAAAGUCAGCCUUCUUUUUACCUGGGCCAAUUCUGUUGGAGGUAUCUCACAUCUAUCAGGAGGUCAUGUCAACGAGCCAUUUGUUGGUGAAGAUGGAGUUUCGGGUGUGCUGCUACAUCACAAAACUGCAAAAAAUAACCCUCCUGUCACAUAUUCAAUUGCUGCAUGUGAAACUCAGAAUGUGAGUGUAUCAGUUUUGCCCUGUUUCGGCCUGAACGAAGGAUGUUGCAUAACUGCCAAAGAUAUGUGGGGAAAAAUGGUGCAGGAUGGCAGCUUCAACCAAGAGAAUUUCUGCAAGGUGCCUAGCAUGCCAUCAUCUCCAGGAGAAACUCCUUGUGCUGCAGUCUCAGCUUCUACAUGCGUUGAACCUCACGGAAAAUGCACAGUUGCAUUUGCAAUUGCUUGGUCUUCGCCUAAAGUCAAAUUUUGCAAGGGCAAGUCCUACUAUAGGCGGUACACUAAAUUCUACGGUACUUCCCGAACUGCAGCUAAGGACAUAGUGCAUGAUGCUCUUACCAAUUAUGUGCUGUGGGAAGAAGAGAUUGUAAAAUGGCAAAAACCUGUUCUUACAGAUAACCGACUGCCCGAAUGGUACAAGUUUACUUUAUUCAAUGAGCUAUAUUUUCUUGUGGCGGGGGCAACAGUUUGGAUCGAUUCACGCUUGCUAGCUGAGGACUCGAGUGGUAUCAAGUCGAUAAUCACAGAAAUCCACAGAAAAUCCGAGGGAAGAAUAGUUCACAGAUCAACUGUGAUUAAUAAAGAUGCUGCUCAAAACACAUUGGAUGCUUCACUAAACAUCGAUCCGGCAGAAAGUGGGGAAAGAUCUACCGGAAUUACAUCAGGCAAAGACAAGCCGAGCACCUGUGAAAAGGGUUACGAGCAAGAGAACAGCAACAAUGAAGUGGGCAGGUUUCUAUAUCUCGAAGGCAUCGAAUAUAUAAUGUGGUGUACUUAUGAUGUGCAUUUCUACGCAUCAUUCGCCCUGCUAGAGCUCUUUCCGAAAAUCGAGCUUAGCAUCCAGCGCGAGUUUGCAGCUGCCGUAUUAUCCGAGGAUACGAGGAAAGUGAAGUUUUUGGCCGAGGGAAACUGGGGAAUACGCAAGGUGAAAGGCGCUGUCCCGCACGAUCUCGGUACCCACGAUCCGUGGCAUGAAAUGAACGCUUACAACAUACACGACACGAGCCGGUGGAAGGAUCUGAACCCGAAGUUCAUUCUUCAGGUAUAUAGAGAUUUUGCUGCGACCGAAGAUCUCUCUUUCGGAGUUGAUGUUUGGCCCGCAAUUCGUGCUGCCAUUGAGUACAUGGAGCAAUUCGACAGGGACAACGACGGUCUGAUUGAAAACGACGGCUUUCCUGAUCAGACAUACGAUACAUGGACCGUUCACGGCAUAAGUGCUUACUGUGGUUCCUUAUGGCUUGCUGCUCUUCAAGCCGCGGCAGCAAUGGCCCAGCAGUUAGGCCACCUGGAAUUUGCUGACAAAUGCAAGAACACAUUUCUCAAGGCCAAAUCUGCGUAUGUAGCGAAACUUUGGAACGGUUCUUAUUUCAACUAUGACAGCGGAUCGAGCAGUAACAGCAAAUCGAUCCAAGCUGAUCAGCUCGCGGGGCAGUGGUACACUGCAGCUUCAGGGCUUCCAGAUCUUUUCGACGACUGCAAGAUCCGGAGUUCUCUGCAGAAAAUAUACGACUUCAAUGUGAUGAAAGUUGGGGAGGGCCGGAUGGGUGCAGUGAAUGGAAUGCAUCCUACCGGAAAGGUGGACGAUACGUGUAUGCAGUCGCGGGAGAUAUGGACCGGCGUGACAUAUGCAGCUGCGGCUACGAUGAUUCAUGCCGGAAUGACGGAGCAGGCGUUUGCCACGGCGGCAGGGAUAUUCAUCACCGGCUGGUCCGAGGAGGGAUUCGGAUACUCGUUUCAAACUCCGGAAGGUUGGACUACCAAUGGCAAUUUCCGAUCUUUGAUAUACAUGAGGCCCCUCGCGAUAUGGGCGAUGCAACGGGCUCUAUUGAAUCCAAAAGUUGGUUUGGUAGGUAGCGCCUCCGCGGACAAAAGCAGCUCUAGUUUCAAUUGAAAGUACUAUUUUUAUUUGUUACUUUUAGUGAAAAAAUUGUCUAUUGUCAUUCUAAUAAAAUACGUAUAUGAAUACAAGGGAGGAGCAAUAUGGUCAA